This is a messenger RNA of Vicia faba (fava bean), 1209 nucleotides long. The record is from the annotation of a GenBank genome assembly. NCBI's taxonomy places the organism in Eukaryota, Viridiplantae, Streptophyta, Magnoliopsida, Fabales, Fabaceae.
AUGGUGACAAACAACCAUCGCCACCACAUGGCUCCUUCAUUUUCAUUCUUCAAAACUCUCAGUCUAUUAUUACUACUAUCGCAACACUUUUUAACCGUUGCUAUUGCUUUCACACAGAACAUCACAGAUACCAGUCCACCUCCGUCUCCCGUUCCCGACGACGCCACUACGAACUCUCAACCUCAACAAACCACCUACACAAAAAUAAAACCAAGCGUCGCGAUUCUCGUUUGCGUUUUCACCGUUCUCUUUUCUCUCACCUCUGUGCUUCUCCUCUACGUGAAACACGUCAAUUACAUCGCCGCCCCUGGCGAGAUAGGUAAUAUUGAAAGCGGCGGCAGUUUGUAUUUUAACGGCGGGAGAAAAAACUCCGGGAUAGACCGUUCUGUGGUUGAAUCGUUGCCGAUUUUCAGAUUCGGAUCACUUACAGGUCAAAAGGAUGGUUUAGAUUGUGCGGUUUGUCUUUGUAAAUUCGAAUCGUCGCAAGUUUUACGGUUAUUGCCGAAAUGUAAACACGCUUUUCAUGUGGAGUGUGUUGAUACGUGGCUGGAUGCACAUUCAACUUGUCCUCUUUGCCGUUCUAGAGUCGAUCCUGAAGAUGUUCUUCUCGUAGUGGAAGAUAAAGAUUCUUCAUCAUCAUCAACAACAACGUACCAGAUUGACAAUCAGAAUCAGAAGGAAGAAGAAAAUGAAAAUGAAAAUGUGAUUGAAUUUGAAAGAGGAAGAGUAUCUAGAAACGAGAUUGUAGAGAAUUAUCGAAAGAGGCAUUCGUCGGUAGGGGAAAAGGAAUGGGAACGAGAACGAGAAAGGAAGAAAACGGCGUCGUUUAGAUGGUCUCUGGAUAGUUCUAGAAAGAAGAGCGAGAGUAGCAUUGGGCUUGGGCUUGGGCUUGGUUGUUUUGCUGGGCCGAGAAAAGAUGGGAUGUUGUUAACGAAAGAAGAGAGUAGCGUGGAGCGGGGAAAGAGGUUGGAGCAUCGGAUUAUUGUGUCACCAUCAGUGAGGAGGCUCCACCAGAAUCAACGGUGGAGUGAUGUGCAACCGUGUGAUAUGUUGUAUCUAACUUCAGAGAUGAUGAUAAUGAGUGGAGUAAAGAAUGUGAAUGGGAGGAAUAAUGGAAGUAGUUGGAGUGGCAGGGGAGUAAUUAAUUCGAGAAGUGUGUCUGAAAUCACGGGACUCAGCAGGUUCCAAAGCAACAGCACAGAGCAAUAG